GCACGUGGAAGGGCGCCCGCCCUCGCCCAGCCCCGUCGCCUCCAAGAUGGUGUCUCUGACCGACUUCCAGCGGAUCGGCGUGGGACUGGUUGGCUUUGGCCUCUUCUUCCUCCUCUUUGGGAUGCUUUUGUACUUCGACUCGGUGCUCCUGGCCUUUGGGAAUAUCCUCUUCCUCUCCGGCUUGGUCUUCAUCAUCGGCUUCAAGAGGACCUUCACCUUCUUCUUCCAGCGGCCAAAGAUGAAGGGCACCAGCUUCUUCCUUGGUGGGGUUGUCGUCGUCCUCAUGCGGUGGCCCCUCCUGGGCAUGUUGUUGGAAGCUUAUGGCUUCGUCAACCUCUUCAGGAGUUUUUUCCCGGUGGCUUUUGGGUUUUUGGGCUCGCUGACAAACAUCCCCAUCCUGAACAAGCUCCUGCAGAAUGCAGGAGGCAGCAGCUCCAUGGUGUGACCUGCGAGAUGGGCCUCAUUGCUGGAGAUGGGAUGGCACAAGGAAGCCCUGGAUCCGGCUGUCCCGUGGUGAGCUGUCAC
Calidris pugnax (ruff) is the source of this 525-nucleotide messenger RNA. RefSeq names its product golgi transport 1A (gene GOLT1A). Gene Ontology annotation, biological process: endoplasmic reticulum to Golgi vesicle-mediated transport; retrograde transport, endosome to Golgi. Bases 47 to 445 code for a protein of 132 amino acids. Gene Ontology annotation, cellular component: membrane; endoplasmic reticulum. The record is from RefSeq and is a predicted model, not a curated record. Lineage: Eukaryota; Metazoa; Chordata; Aves; Charadriiformes; Scolopacidae. The transcript has 5 exons.